Messenger RNA from Lathyrus sativus (Indian pea), 1146 nucleotides. The record is from the annotation of a GenBank genome assembly. Lineage: Eukaryota; Viridiplantae; Streptophyta; Magnoliopsida; Fabales; Fabaceae.
AUGAUGAAGAGGAAGAGAGAAGAGAAGAACGAGUGUAUGGACAUCGUAUGGCAAACCCCAGCAAACCCCCCGCUACCGCAAGACUACAUCUUUCGAAACGGAAUUCGAUUCGUUAGACCAUACUACUUCGAAUUCAUCGCUCAUGUGAAAAAUCGAUGGGCUGGGAAAACCAUUGUGGAUUUGUUCGCUGAGGAGUUUAAAGGUCGACCUUAUGAAUAUUAUGUUAGUGCAGUGAAAUGUGGAAGGAUUCAAGUUGAUGGUGAAAUGGUGCCGGUUUCGUAUGUGGUUAAAUCAUCUCAAAAGAUAAGCCAUUUUUUACACAGGCAUGAACCACCUGUGAUGGCUUGUGAGGUUCCUAUUCUUCUAAAAGAACCAGAUGUGCUAACUGUUUGUAAGCCGGCGUCUGUCCCUGUUCAUCCAUGUGGUCAAUAUCGUAAGAACACUGUUGUUGGCAUCCUUCAAGCAGAGCAUGGACUGGCGCCUCUGUUUCCUAUCCAUCGACUGGAUCGCCUUGUCUCUGGGCUCCUUAUUAUAGCCAGAAAUGCUACAAAAGCUGACAGUUUUAGGCAGGAGAUUGAAGCUGGCUUAGUCAAGAAACAAUAUAUUGCAAAAGUAGUUGGAGAAUUUCCCCAGGAUGAGCUAAUUGUUGAUGCCAAUAUAGACUAUAAUGCUCGAGAAGGAAGGAGCACAGCAGAGGUCAGAGACUCUGCAAAGGGGAAGGUUUCCUCUACAAAAUUUACUCGGAUUAGUAGCAAUGGUACUCAUAGUAUUGUUUUAUGUGAACCAGUCACUGGCCGCACCCAUCAGAUACGUGUCCAUUUACAGUAUUCUGGACACCCAAUAGCCAAUGACAUGUUGUACAUCUCAAAGGAACCCGUUGAUCGGUCUAUUAAUGGGUCAACUGCUGAUAGAUCAGCUCGCAUAUCUGAUGUUUCUUUGACAUCAAAAUUUGGUGAAGAAUUGCCCAACGAAUGUCAAGAAAAUGCCAAUGAUGAUUUUAGCCUUGAUCCCAUGUGUACUAAUUGUCCAAAUUUGGCACCAAACGGCUAUGAUGCUGAUGAAGAAGGUUUGUGGUUACAUUGUAUGCGGUACUCUGGACCUGGAUGGACGUAUGAAUGCCCAUAUCCUGAUUGGGCAAAACUUUAA